Messenger RNA from Dibothriocephalus latus, 540 nucleotides. The record is from the annotation of a GenBank genome assembly. NCBI's taxonomy places the organism in Eukaryota, Metazoa, Platyhelminthes, Cestoda, Diphyllobothriidea, Diphyllobothriidae.
AUGCACCCCGAGGGGCAAACUCGAACCAUCAGUCGUCAGAUGAAGAACUGCGAUCGCCGAAAAACACGCAAACAAGGUCGCCGGCGGCAGCAAAAGUCUACCCUCAUGGAUGUAACUGCAGAGGAUCGAAUUACGGAAGUUCGUAGACUGAAAGAAAUCGUUCCCAGUCUGCAGGACAGCUCUUGUCUCGAUGAAGUAACAAUAAUCGAAGAAACUAUCAGCUUUAUCACACGACUUGAGGAUGCUGUUCUUCGCAAAUACUUCCCGAUGGACCCACGCAGAACUGAUCAAAGUCAGCCUCAGCUUCAUCCGCUGCUGAAACAUCUGCUCCCCAAAAGGCCUCCUCUUGACCAGCCCUCCUCGCUUCCCCACGAGGAGGAGGAGGAGGUUUCUGAGGCGCCGGGCGAACAGCCUUCGCCCCAGCUGAACCCCGUCUGUCCGCAUUUGAGCCGUGGUUGGUGCCGAACAAGUGCCACCUGGAGUACGGAAAGUACACCCUGUCACACCUCGGACGAAGACAACGACUUCACUAACAUCUGA